AUGUUAAAGUCUAUUAAUUUACAUGAAAUGGUUAGAGAAAUAGGAAAUUGUAAUGAAAUAAGUAUUAUUAAACCAUAUCAACAACAACAUCAACAAAAUAAUGUAAUAAUAAAUUUACCAGAUAUAUCAAAAAAACUUGAUUUGCAAAAUUUACAACGACAAAAAACAAUGACAACAACGACACUAACUUCUCCAGUAUCUUCCUCUUUUACAACAACCUCUUCCUCUUUAUCAUCAACUACUACCACAACGCCACCGUCUUCUUAUGAUGAACCUUUUAAUAUUAAAAAUUAUAUUAUUAAUAAAUCAUUAGAAAUCGUUGAGGAAGAGGAGGAGGAGGAAGAGGAUGAUGAUGAAGGAGGAAGGACUAACGAAUUAGGAGGGAUUGGUGAGUUGGAUGAAAUUGAUGAGUUAGAUGAAGAAGAGAUUGAUGAUGAAAUAAUUAAUAAUAGUUCCAUCAUACUUGUAAACAAAAAAUCAGCCACAAAUAAUGACGAUCAUAUAAAUAAAAGGAGACUGUUGUUAUCAAGUUGUCUGCAACAUGUUUUUGACUACUUGAAAGAUGCCGAUAACGAUGAAAAAACUUUAUAUUCAUGUCUGUUUUUAAAUCGUGAAUGUUUAAAUCUGGUAGUUCCAUUAUUAUGGCGAAAUCCUUUCAAGUCUGAUACAACACUCAAGCGGUCAAAUUCAUUAAUACAAACAUAUUUAACAUUUCGUAUAAAUUCAAGAUAUUCAACAACGACGACAAUGACAACACAAAGAAUUGCUAUUAAUUACGCAAAAUAUUUACAAGAAUUUGAUAAUUAUCUAAUUGAAAAUUAUGUUAGAUCAUGGCUAACAUCAUUAUCGUCAAAUCAUAAUGAUUUAAAUUUCUAUAAAAGAUUUUUUAUAAUAAAUCAAUAUCUUUCAAAGAUGUUGAUAAAGACAGCAGAAAAUUUACAAAUUUUGAAAAUUAGUCCCGAUUAUAACAAUUACGAAGACUUUACCAACAACAUCAACAAUAAAUCUAAUGCUAAUUAUAGUUCACAUAGUUAUAGUAAUUUUGCUACUAAUUAUAAUAAUCAUUUAGUCGAUUUCUCAUUAACAAAUGGCGCAAAAUACUCCUUGUCAAAAGUUAAAACUUUUAGUCUAGAUUAUCACAUUGAAAAUGAAUCAACCAGGACAAAGGUUUUAAAUUUAUUAUCAAUGUUGUCUUCAUCAUCAUCUCCUCAUUCUUCAUAUGUUAGCGGAAUUGAAAAAGUAAUUUUAAAAAUCAGAUAUUAUAAAGAAGAAUUAAUUAGACCCAAGAUUGGUCAAUAUUUGAACUCGUUUAUUAAAUCGUUAAGAAAUUUAAAAUAUUUGGAAAUUGAAAAUUAUACUGAUAUCAACAUUACAUCAUCGAUACUUUCUUCUUUUGAUAACAACAGCGACAAUGGUUCAAAUCUUGAAUAUUUAAAAUAUGAAGGUAUGGUUGACUUGGUCGCUUUAUUGAAAUUAUUAAAUAAUUGUAGGAAACUGAAGACUUUGGAAUUUGAUGGAUACUUUGAUCCAAAUAAAUUAUUAUCUGUUAACAAUAAUAUUAACAACAUCAUCAAUAACGUCGAUGACAAUAAUGGAAACUAUCAGUUUAAUUUCGAAAAAUUAAUUUUCAUGUCGGAUAUUUCAAGUCAAAAUCCAUUCAGUUCAACUAGAACAUAUAUUUUAUCAAAGUUAUUAAAAUGUGCUAAUAAAAAAUUAAAACAUCUUUAUUUAAGUGGCAUAACACAAGAAAUAUUAGAUGUGAUCUCGGAACAUAACACCGAAUUAGUGACAUUACACCUGAAAUUGAUUGAUUUAAAUAAUUUAACAUUGAAAAAAAUAUUAACGUCAACAUCAAAAACAUUGAAAGAAUUAUUUUUAGGUGACACACAUUUUGAUUUAUCAUAUAUUGAAUCAUUGAAUAAUAAUGAAAAAUUUAUUGUCGAGUUGGCUAGAUCUAUACCUGAAAAUGUUGAAACGUUGGGAAUAAAUUUUUGGAUGGAUACAAAAUACGUGAAAUUAUUUUUAUCGAAUUUAUCAAAUUUAUCAAAUUUACGGAAAAUAAUUUUAUGUAGAAAUAUCAUGAUCAAGGAUGAAGUAUUAAUUGAAAUUAAAGAUUUUAUUAAAGGGCAGAAGGAGCUGAGGGAAAAGAAAGAGGGAGAAGAAUUGUUGAUAAAUUUAAAAAAAUUAUAUUAUUUACCGGAGGAAUGGAUUAGAUUUAAUCAAAAAUUUAUUGGCUUUAGUCAAUCAGAAAUUGAAAAGGCUAAAGAAUUUAUUCCUAUAAUCAAGGAGUUUAAUCAAAGAAUUUAG
This is a messenger RNA of Entrophospora candida, 2307 nucleotides long. The record is from the annotation of a GenBank genome assembly. Lineage: Eukaryota; Fungi; Glomeromycota; Glomeromycetes; Entrophosporales; Entrophosporaceae.